Molecule: messenger RNA, 896 nt
Organism: Ceratitis capitata (Mediterranean fruit fly)
Lineage: Eukaryota; Metazoa; Arthropoda; Insecta; Diptera; Tephritidae
Exons: 2
Coding region: 115-681 (188 amino acids)
Source: RefSeq, a predicted model, not a curated record
UUAUGAAAAUUGUUUGUUAAAACUUUUAUCAGUCAUUAAGCGUUCACAAUCUCUUAUAAUAUCGUCGUCAACUGUUGACAAGUUAAAAAAAAGUUUCCGGAUUGAUCAGCCUUGAUGACUUUAAGGAAAUGCAAGAAGAAAAUGAAGAAGUUUCCGAAUCAAAACUCACGUCUACGAUUAGUUCAGAUAGCAAUUCGCUGUCAGUUUUAUCACCAAAGAACUUCGAUGGAUUCAUUUACUACUACGACGCUGAAAGUAGCGUCCUUCGUUGGCAGUCAUUCAAUGAAACUGCAAAUAAUCAAGGGGAUUUUACGCCACUCCAUGAAACAUGAAAAUCUACCCAGUCAAAAUCCAAGUAAUCGACUUAAUCUAACAAAAACUGGCAAAGUUUGGUGGUACUCAAGCAAGGCAACAUUUUUCAAAAAGAGGACAGUAUGGAUUUGGUUAAAAAAAUAUUAUGAUGCAAAAAGAAAAAUGCUGGAUAAGUCGGCUAUCUCGCUUUGGGAUGCUGAUAUGGAAGAACUACAGAGUCUUUAUACAUCAUACAAAUACAAGACAGAUUUAUUUACUGCCUGCAAAAAGUCUCUUAGCUGUAGUAGAACAUUUCCCUGGAAUCUUGUCACAACAAAAAAAGGAUCGAUCUUUUGUUGUUGCUUAACAGUAGCCGGACAAGCUUUGUAGCGUAAAGGCAGCGCCUUCUAUGUUGUUGAAGGCAGCUUUAAAAUCGAUAUGAAGGUGAUUUGUAUCGAUUGUUUUUCUUGGACCUUUUUCCAUGAUUUGGCGCAUGAUGAAUGUCUGAUCAAUAGUGGACUUACGAGCUAAUGCAUGUUAUCAAUAUAUAUUGGAAUCAGCCGAAAUGGAGGCCCAAAAAAUUUUAAAUUUAAUGCAUCAGCUUU